GCAUCGUUAGCAUUAAGCUAAUCAACUUCAGUUUAUUAGCUUUUAUAUCAACAACCUUUAUGUUUUAUUUAAAGGGAACGCUUUAUGUAAUAUAUGUAACAAAUCUUGGCAACAUAGUGAGUUACAACUGUCUCUAUUUCUACUCUAUUUCACUCUGUUUAAUAUCUAAUCUCUGUGUAAAUGGGUGUAAAUGAACAUCAGUGUGUUGAUGUGUUUCCAUGGAGACUGAAGCAGGUUUACGGAGAAUAAGCACUUGCAACCAGAUGAACCAGAGAGGUGUCAAAACGGGACAGAGGAGUCCUUUUGUGAGAGCUUUAGAAAAAUGUUAAUAAAGAUGCCUUCACAAUCCUGUGGAAUGGAGAGUCUGAAGUGAUGGAGAACAGAGAGGAGAGCCCUGCAGAUGAGCGGGCCGCCACACCUCCAGAGCGAGGACUGCUCCACAUCUGGCAGUCAGCGUGUCCCAGUGUGCUGCUCUGUCCAGAGAGAGUGCUGCUGUCCAGGCCUGUCCUGCAGGCCGCCCUGGGAGAACACCAUGGACUCCUACUGACACAGGGUGGACAGGUGUAUUCCUUCGGAGAGCUGUUGUGGAGGAAUCUGAGCAUCCCGGUGUCUGCUCCGGUGCUGGAGGUCUCUCUGCUGGGGAUUACGGUUGUCCGUGUGGCUGCCGGUGGUUUCCACUGCGGAGCGCUGAGCAAGCAGGGCAAUGUCUACAUGUGGGGCGAGAACACUGCAGGACAGUGUGGGCUGACGGAGAGGGGCACAGUCACAAACAUCACAGUUUCAGAGCCUUGCCCCGUCACUGUGAUGGACAGUGAGGUCGUUCCUCCAGCGGUGGUUCGGGUUGUGGAUCUGGCUCUUGGACGGGAGCACAGCCUGGCUCUGUCGGCCCAGAACGAGCUGUGGGCGUGGGGCAGCGGCUGCCAGCUUGGCCUGGUCACCAACACCUUUCCUGUGUGGAGACCACAGAAGGUGGAGCACUUGGCAGGCAGACAUGUAAUUCAGGUGGCUUGUGGUGCCUACCACAGCCUGGCCCUGGUACGCAGUCUAACGCCACAGAAUACCCAGAAUCCUUCUGAGAAGAGGGAGCGGGGUCAGUCACCUCACUAUUCAGUGACAGAAAGAGAGGAGCUGUGUGCAGCUGAUGCUGGUCACUACUGUCCGCUGGGGGUGGAGCUGACUGAAGGCAUGACAGGCGAGACGUCUCCCAGAAGAAGUGGCCCCAGGCGAAGCUUACAACCUGGGGGAAGGUCAGCUGGCAGCAGCCCUGGCUCUGCAGCCCGUUCAUGUCCAUUAUCUAACACUAAACAGACGAAUCUUCCAGUUGGGCAAACUCACCCUCUCUCAGAGACAGACGGCAACGCACUGUCAGGCUGGAGAGCCAAUAAGAACUCUGCUUUCCCUGAUGAAAUGGAGCUCCAGAGCAUCCUCCAGAAACUAUCCAGUCACUCAUUGGAGAUGCGCCACACCACCGGGCUAGGAGAUACCGACUCACUGAGCAGCUACACUUCAGAUGACAGCUAUGUUUCCUCAACUCCUUCCACAGAUCUGUUGACUUCCAGUUGCAAAGAAGAAUCACCAAAUAAGAGUCAAACCAACAAUAACAGUGGAGUGGCCGUGGCGUACUCCUGCUCCCCAGUGUGUUUGGAAGAUGUUCGUCUUAGUCUGGAGGCGGAGAAGCAGUCGCUGCAGGGGCAGAAGAGCACCAGUCUCACUAAUAUAAACCAGAAGGGGAAAGCAGCAGCAGCAGCAAACAGGAGACGCUCCCUGCCUGGAACACCCACUCGAGGGUCUCCACGGGGACGGCGGCCUUGUGCCAACAGGUCAUCCUCUGCUGGUCGGACCCAGUCUGCAGCACCGGAGGAGGCCGGAGACGGGCUGCCGUCUCUGGAGACGGAAGUGUGGAGCUGGGGCCGCGGGUCUGAGGGCCAACUGGGCCACGGAGAUCAGCUCGCCAGACUCCAGCCUCUGUGUAUCAAGUCGAUGACAGGCGAGGAGGUGAUCAAAGUCGCUGCAGGGUCACACCAUUCACUGGCUCUCACCGCUCACUGCCAGGUGUACUCAUGGGGCAGCAACAUGUGUGGACAGCUCGGUCAUGUCAACAGUCCUGUCACGGUACCUCAACAGGCAAAGCUGUCUGAGGGUCUUCGUGUUUGGGACAUGUCGGCCGGUCAGAGCCACUCCCUCCUCCUGGCUGAUGGAGACUGUGUCCAGCCAGUCUUGUUGUACUGCGGCCAGCAGCAAGAGCCAACGCCAGAGCCAACGCCAGCGCCAACUGAGAGGUCACGUCGGGGUCGACGGUCAAUGCAGAGGUCACCCAGUAGAGCAGAGAGUUAUACAGUCAGACCCACCCUGCUGCCCUUCUGCAUGGAGAUGGGUUACAUUAGCAUUGUGUGCAGUGGCGGUCAGAGCUGUGCAGUGUUGGCAGACCACAACGUCAUGGGUUUUAUAUCAGCUAUCCAUGAGCUGGCGUCCAGAGAGAGACAGUUCUACUGCUGGUUGAGCAGCGUCAGGAAGCUCCUCCUCACACCGCUACGUAACCGAGAGAGUGUGUGUCCGUCGUUAGGUGAGCCGUGCACUCAUCUCUUCUUCUCUCUCUGUGAGAGUUUUGUACGUCUGAGCGUCCUGAUCGGUCGACACUCCACGUCACUCAGCUACUUCCUGCAUGAUGUGCAGGGCUGUGAUGUCACUUCCCUUCCCCUGCUGACGCACACUGAGCACUUUCUGGACAUUUAUAAAGAGUAUUGUUCUUCAGUCGGUAACUUCCAUGUGAUGGGUGGAUUCCGAUCACUCCUUAAACUCUCACUUGAGUGUUUAGGCUCUAAGCAGACCAUCCUCGCUCAGCUGUGUGUACCAGACCAGUCCGACGGUGGUGAUGUUGAUCUGGUUUCCUUGUUAUACUGGCCUCUGCAGCAGCUCCACCAGUACAGCCGAGUCCUGCUCAAACUGGCAGCCUGUUACGAUGUGUUAACGACAGAGUAUCAGUCCCUCCAUCAGGGCUGCAGUCACUAUGACUCCAUCUCUUUGUCCCUGUUGAGGAAGAAGAAGGAGGCUGAAACCACCUUCCUCUUCUGGAAGACCCACUCUGGAAAAACUACUGAGGUGCUGCGUCUCCCGCAGCGUCGCAUGGUGUGUGAAAGCAGCAACAGAUCUCUGACUCUGCAGAAGGCCGGGCGGUUCUCCAACCACUGGUUCAUACUGUUCAACGACACACUGGUGCACACACAGGGUGCCAUUCCCUCUCAGAGCUUUUUCUCCACACAUCGCAUCUAUCCUCUGACCUGUCUGUGGGUGAAACCAGUUACUGAUGACAGCAGCGGACUCUAUGCCAUCAAAAUUACAUGUCCAGAGGAGAGUUUCACCCUGGUGGCCUCGACACCACAAGAGAAGAACAACUGGCUGAGGUCUCUUAACCAGGCGGUGGAUCAGGUGCUGGGUGGUGCAGGUCACGGGUCGUCACCAGGGUUGACGGCAAUGUCUCGUACGGCCUCCUACGUGUUCACUGGAGAGGGCCGGUUUAAAGACGCCCGGUACACCGGGUGCUGGCAGGCAGGACGAGUUCACGGCAGAGGAACCAUGAAGUGGCCAGAUGGACGGACCUACAGCGGGAACUUUAAGAAUGGACAGGAGGACGGCUAUGGAGAAUGUAUAAUACCUGACAAAGUGCUGAAUAAGGCCAACAGCUACCAAGGACACUGGAGAGAUGGCAAGAUCCAUGGUUUCGGCAAGUACAAGUACGCCAGUGGCGAGGUGUACGAGGGCUGCUUCUGUGACGGGCAGCGCCACGGUUACGGUAUGAUGAGCUCCGGUAGGCUGGCCAAGAAGUCCUCCGGCGUUUUCAUUGGCCAGUGGGUCAACGACAGGAAGACAGGAUACGGAGUCUACGAUGACAUCACCAGAGGUGAGAAGUACAUGGGACUGUGGUCGGACGAGCAGCGGCAUGGCAACGCUGUGGUUGUCACCCAGUGCGGCAUGUACUAUGAAGGGUUCUUCAGAGACAACAAGAUGUGUGGUCCAGGUCUGUUGAUGUCAGAUGACGACACAGCUUUACAUGGGGAGUUUUCUGAUGACUGGACCGUCAACGGGAAGGGUGUUUUAUUGCAGGCUAACGGUGACAGCCUGGAGGGCCAGUUCAGUGGAGAGUGGUCCGUAGGGCUGAAGGUGGUUGGAACGUACAUGAAACCAACUGCAGAUGAGCCUGAAAACAAAGAGAGAAACAACCUGCUCAGGGUGGGUCAGUACGUGGUGCCUGCAGCUCAGAGGUGGCUCUGUGUGUUCGAUGAAUGUUGGAGUCGACUGGGCUGUGAUGCUGCUGGGAAAGGAGAGAGGACCGAAGCCUGGGACAACAUCGCUGUUACAAUAGCAACUGCACGACGACAAAGCCCAGAUCUCACUCGGUCUCAGAGUAAAGCACUGGAGUGUUUGGAGUUCAUUCCUCAGCAUGAAGAACCGGUGACCACCGCAAACUUCGACAACAUACGAAGAUACCUCAUCAAGGCGUGUGAGACCCGUCACCACCCUCUGGGCUGGCUGGUGGAGACAUUGGUGACGGUCUACAGGAUGACUUACGUCGGUGUGGGAUCCAACCGCAGGCUGCUCCGGCAGGCCGUCCAGGAGGUUCUGGCAUACCUCAUACAUUUCUACAGCAUCGUCAGGUUUCUGUUCCCGGGGCUACCAGAAGAUGGCGGUGUCCUCCCAGACCCCCCUGCCUCUCCAUCUAGACGCAACUCUAACAUAGCAGAGCAAGGUGUUAUGGUGGUGAGCUGCUCGUCUCUGCUCCUCCCUCAGCUGCUCCCUCGACUCUACCCUCCUCUCUUUACCCUGUACUGCCUGCAGGAGGAGCAGGAGGAGGCGCUGUACGGGGAGCGCAUCCUCCGACUCAACAAACAGCCUGACCAGUCGCUGCUCAGCUUCCUGGGAGUGCAGGAGAAGUUCUGGCCAGUGUGGAUGUCAAUUCUGGGAGAGAAAAAGCAGAUUGUGUCCAGCAGUAAAGAUGCCUGCUUUGUUUCUGCUGUAGAGACACUCCAACAAAUCAGCACCACCUUCACUCCGUCAGACAAACUCCUCGUCAUCCAGAAGACGUUUGAGGAAUUGACCCAGGAAGUAAAACCGAUGCUGGAUGGCAACUUCCUGUGGUGCAUGGAUGACCUGCUCCCUCUCUUCCUCUACGUGGUGCUCAGGGCAAGGAUCAGGAACCUGGGAGCUGAGGUCAGUCUGAUAGAAGAUUUAAUGGAUCCCAACGUUCAGCACGGAGAGAUGGGACUGAUGUUCACCACACUGAAGGCCUGCUACAUCCAGAUCCAGCACGAGUCGUCCAUGUAGGAGCAGACAGGAAGACGCCACACAGUCAACAAACAGCGAUGACAGCACCACCAGGAGCAUCGAAACGCUUCACACAUACAGUAGGAGCUGCCAGAACAAAGCCAGUCAAACCACCAGUAUCCUACUGGAGGCAACUGGGAAGCUGCACAGACAGAUGGAGGGAGGGGAGAGCGUCACUCCUUCACCUUCUGUCAAACAGGAAUAUGAUUUUCAGUAAUAUUAUAUUAUAUUAUUUAAUGAAAGUCACAGACAAUUCUCUUGCAAAGGUGUAACAACUUAUUACAGUAUUUGUAUUCUACUUUUUUUUUCCUAAAGGGUAAUUCAUUAGAAUAUACAGUAAGAUCUCUGUGAGGUGUUGUGCUGUAUAUAACUCCAGGCAAAGGGAACUGACUACACGUCACUGAGGAAAAUAUUAAUGUAGAUAUUGUUUUAAUGGCUCCUCAAAGGGAACUUCAAAGUUUUGAAGUUAUGAUUUCUGUCUUUCCACAUGUUAACAGUAAAUGCACUGUUGGAUAUAGCAAAAUUUAACAAAGCCUACACUCAGUAGACCGUAUAUGGAAACUGCAGUUUUGUUAAAAAAUGAGCAGUCGAGGCUGCUGGUUGUCAAGACAAACUGACAGAAACAUGUUGGUUUGGUGUCGGUUUUGUGAAACCGAAAAGAUUUUCUUGCACUUGAGCGUGUUUUUAGCACUCGUAGUAAUGCGAGCGCUGCGUUUUCAUUACUUUUCACUGGUGCAACAACAGGAGACACAGAUGGAGUUAAUACAGCGGGGUCAAACUGAGCCUCCUCUGGUUCAUCAGUAAGCAGCUGCAGCAGCUGAAAAGUAGACUGGAUGAAAUUCACAAAGUUACUGUCUUAAAACAAAGCUUAAGGUACUUAAUGCCUCAUCUGUGGUUUGAUAUUCCUCCUCAGCAGCCAAACCAAAAUCACCAGGUCUGAAAGCUUCAUUUCUCAUGGAACACUUUUGUUCCUUCAAAUGUAAAUUAGAUGCAAAUUGUGUUACUGUGUUAGCAUAUAAAUCAAAAAUGCUCCGUCUCAGUGGCAUCCCCUCUCACUCCCUAAACUAAUUUUUACAUCUUUUGAAUGCAGGAGAGGUCGCUCAAUACGUCACACUAAACUGAUUUUCAGUUUCUUGAGACUGUUUAAAUUAAUUUGAGUUAUUAAUUCUAGUACUCUCCUUUAAUACAAAACCCAACCUGUGCAUGCUCCUGCAUGUUGAACUAACAGCUUGUCUCAGGUCUGAUCAGUAAGCUGACCAGUAGGACAGUUAACACGUCACUACGGAGGGAAAUGAUUUUGUACUUUACUUAAUAUAAUUAAUGAGUGAACGCUGAUUAGCUAAGCAUUAAGGAAAUAUUCCUCUGUUGGUACUUCAUUCAGUUUGUUAUUCUGUGUGUUUGUGUGUGAACGAGCAUGUAUGAACGAGUCUGACGAGAGACAUUUUCAACGUUGCACUUUCAGCUUUCCAGGAACAAAUUCCUGGAAAGGAUUCCAUGAUUUUUCUCAGUCUCGUUAAAGGACAUUAUGGCCCAAUUCCAAUCCGGUU
This is a messenger RNA of Sebastes umbrosus (honeycomb rockfish), 6866 nucleotides long. RefSeq names its product alsin-like. Bases 373 to 5319 code for a protein of 1648 amino acids. Gene Ontology annotation, molecular function: guanyl-nucleotide exchange factor activity. The record is from RefSeq and is a predicted model, not a curated record. Lineage: Eukaryota; Metazoa; Chordata; Actinopteri; Perciformes; Sebastidae. The transcript is spliced from 41 exons.